Molecule: messenger RNA, 2792 nt
Organism: Daphnia magna
Lineage: Eukaryota; Metazoa; Arthropoda; Branchiopoda; Diplostraca; Daphniidae
Product: monocarboxylate transporter 14
Exons: 7
Coding region: 338-2125 (595 amino acids)
Biological process (GO): transmembrane transport; monocarboxylic acid transport
Molecular function (GO): monocarboxylic acid transmembrane transporter activity
Source: RefSeq, a predicted model, not a curated record
UGCCCUCCCCCCCCAGUCGUUCAAAACCUUUUUUUCCCCUCGAUUUGUGUCGUUGUUCAAGUCAGUCUGGCUGUUGCGUCUGACGAGGCCACUCGUGCCUCUGUGUUUGCGUUCUACAAGCAAUUUUUUCAUUGCGUUUAUUCCUCGUUUUUUUUGUUGUUAUUCUUCGUUUUUUUGUGUGUGUAUUUUUGUUCGUUGUUUUUUCUUUCUGGAAAUUCAUUUCCCGUUCACAAUCAGAUAUCGGUAUCGUUUUGCGGCCAUUUCUUCUUUCGAUUUUCCUGUCUGCAAGAUCGCCGACGAAUUUAAGUGGAACUGAUUUGAAAUAAAUAAAAUUAAGAUGGCCAACAACAAAUCGGUGGAACUGAAGCAGAUGAAAAACGGCGAGAUCGUGGAAGACGAUGCGGAUGAUGGACCACCGCACAUUGUGCCUCCCGAUGGCGGAUGGGGCUGGGUCGUUAUGAUAGCCUCUUUCUUCUGCAACAUCAUCGUCGAUGGCAUCAUCUUUUCUUUCGGCCUCGUCGUCACUAAUUUGGCUGAAAGUUUCGACGUGCCCGUCUCUACCGUCUCGUGGGUAGCGUCUCUCCUGGCCGGAUUCUACCUUCUCGCCGGACCGUUCGUGUCGUCUUUAGCGACUCGUUUCGGAUUUCGGUUGGUGGCGUGCGCCGGCAGCGUCGUUGCCGGAUUGAGCUUUGCUGUCGCAUCGCUGGCCAUGUCGGUUGAGUUCCUCUACGUCUUCAUCGGCGUAUUGGGUGGCAUCGGUAUGGGACUUGUCUACGUUCCAGCCGUCGUUGCCGUCGGUUUUUACUUUGAAAAAAGGCGAGCCCUGGCCACCGGCAUCGCCGUUUGCGGCUCUGGUAUUGGUACCUUUGUCCUGGCACCUUUCACUACGUGGCUCCUCGGUUAUUACGGAUGGCGUGGAACGCUUCUCAUCCACGGCGGUCUGGUGUUGAACUGCGCCAUUUUUGGCGCCAUGUUUCGACCUCUGGAACCGGCCAAGAAAAAAUCUGUUCGUCGUCAAUUGGCCGACGAGGAGGUCUCUGCUGGAACUCCGUUGAUGGUGAGGAUCAAAAAAGAGCGAGACGAGAAACUGCGCAGCGACGAACGGCAGGAGACGACCCAGACGGACCACUUUCACUCAUCUACCAAUUCGUUGAACAACACGGUUAAAUUGGUGGGCAUUAAAAGCAAACGGUCGUCGACAUUGACCGAUUCGUCCGCGUCUCUCGGCAAAAAAGAGACGCCAUUGCUGGCGGCUGGGGGCAGCAAACGAUCGCUGGCCAAUCAAGACGACGUCCGGCCAUUGAAUCGCGACGAUGCCUUUUACACUGGCAGUCUGCAACGUUUACCUCAAUACAGAGAGAACCCCGCCAGCUAUCACGCAUCUGUUACGCGGAUUCCCGACGCUGUCGACGAAGCCGACGGAGGCAAAAAAUCUUCGCGAUGCAUGCGAGCCGUUUCUUCGUUGAUCCAAUUUUCGCUCUUUAAAUCUGCCACGUUCGAUUUGCUCUGCUUUUCGAGUUUCAUCACUUUCCUCGGUUUUUUCGUGCCGUUCAUGUUCCUGGCCGCCCGUGCCGAGCAAUUGGGAGCCGAUAAAGAGUCUGCCUCUUUUCUGCUGUCCAUCAUCGGCGUGACCAACACGGUGGGUCGUGUCGUUUGCGGAGCUCUCUCCGAUCAUCCCAAAGUGAAUGUUCUCUUCGUCAACAACGCUGCCUUGACACUUGGCGGCGUUGUCACCAUCGCCACGCCCUUUUUCCCGGCCUACGAGAUGCUCAUUGUCUACGCUUGCCUUUUCGGCUUGUCCAUCGCGUGUUUCGCAUCGCUGCGUUCCAUCCUUAUGGUCGAACUGCUCGGUCUGGAGAAUUUGACCAACGCCUUUGGUCUCUGUCUGAUGUUCACUGGUGUGUCGGCCACGGUGGGCGGUCCAUUAGCCAGUAUGUUUUUUGAUGCAACCAACGAUUACGACGCCUCUUUCUACUUGUCUGGCUCCAUGAUUCUCAUUUCUGGCAUCCUCUGUUAUCCGCUCGGUUACAUCAACCGAUGGGAAAAGAGGCGCAACAAUGCCGCCCAGCAUAAUAAACAAAAAGUGAAGCCCGUUCCCGAACCGGAACCACUAGCCGUUGCGUAACAGGAAAUUUCGGUUUGGUUUUUUUCUCUUUUUCCCCGUGCCUCUCCAACGUACUAUUUACGUGUAUAUAGUACUUACGAUUGCAUUAGACACUCUUUUUUUUUUUAAAUAAUGCAAUUGUUAAAAGAAAAUGUGGAGAAUUGAAAGGAAUAGAAACAAAAUCAGUAACGUUGUGGAUAACGCAAAGAUAUGGACGAACCUCAGCCACCCUUUUCGUGACUACCUUAUUCAAAUAUCCCCCCCAGAAACAUGCUAUGUUAAAUAUGCGAUGGACUUUGAAGUGUACCAAUUGUGCAAAAAGGAUGACUCGUCCCGGUGAGUGUCUUUAAACGUUUGUCAAUUUUUUUGUUUUUUGUUUUUUCUAUCAAUUCUCCAGUUCCACUAAAUAUCUAACACCGAAUUUUGGUAAAGAUGGGAAAGACGUUUAUUUUGAAUGCUAUGCUCUAGAAACAAAUGCUGCAACAUAUCUUUAAAUGUUAGAUCAUAUGGGCAUUCAAAUUGGGAAUCUAUUUUUCUUUGUGUCUUUGGACGACUGCUGUGUUCUAUAUGCAUUUAAUAUUUGAAUAAUUAGGGAAUAAAAGAAACCUGUUAGGUCAGAAUGAAAAGCUAUACAGGAAAUCGAAUCUGUACAAUAAUUCAAACAAUUAUUACAUUUUUUUAAUUCGUU